AUCCGGGGGAAAUCGAAACUCUGGACUGUGAGCUGAAACGAAAAAGGAAGUGGAUGUGUAAACAGAGCAGUGAGAGUUGAACACCGGUGAGAAGAACACCGAGAGAAACGUUGACAUUUGUGGUUUGUUUGCUGUGUUUUUUUUAACAGAAUUUAAGAUUGAAUUUCGACCGCUGCGUCAGUAAUGGCCACUGUAGCUAAGCUUAUGGAGUACGCACAGAGAACCGGCUCCAAGGUGAUUUUUGAAGAGUUGAGCUCCGUGGGACCCGACCAUGACAAGAUAUUCACCCAGAGAGUAGUAUGCAACGGUGAGGUGUAUCCCGAAGGUGUGGGGAGGAGCAAGAAGGAAGCCAAGCGUAAUGCUGCUGGAUAUGCCUUGAGACGCUUGUUGGAGAACCAACCUGCCAGCAAUGUGGGAAAUAGCCAGAGUCUGAAUGACGACAGCUUUGAAGAGACAGAUUACAAAGGAAUUCUCAACCACCACUGUCAGAAAAGAAGCCUCGUCCAUAAUUACAUCCAAGUGAAAAGAAGCGGUCUACCACAGAGUCUCCAAUUCACCUACAAAGUAGUAAUUGAAGACAAGGAGUACCCUGAAGGGAAGGGGAAUACUAUCAAGCAAGCCCAACAAAAUGCUGCUCAGCAGGCCUGGUCUGCUCUUCAGGAGCAGUCCGACUGGGACAGCAAGGUUUCCUUGAGGUCCACUGUAUCCGAAGAUGAUAAUCCCCCCAUGAUGUCAUCAACUUCAACCUCGCCUUCAACAUCGAUCUCGACAUCAACUUCACUGGCCCCCAGGAUGUCGUCAUCACAAAGCGAACCAAUGAGUACAAGUGACUCCAUAGUAUUCAAUAACUCAUCAAACCCUCACAGUGAUCAGGUUGCUGUGGAAAACAAGGGUAGGGCCGAUAGUGUGAGUAGCACACUAACCAAGUCCAGAUAUACAUCAAAGUUCGAUUGCAAAAAAUAUCUCGGGGGAGGAGCCUUUGGUCGGGUGUACAAAGUAAGAGAAAUACUGCUGAACAAGAAGUUUGCCGUCAAGAUUGUCCGUGUUAAAAAAAAAAUCAGCAGAAAAGAUCUGCGAGAGGUGAAGGCAUUAUCAGUCCUUCUUCACACCAACAUUGUGCGAUACUACAGUUGUUGGACUGAGGAUACAGGUUACAUGCAGAGCAGUUCAGCAGACAGCUGCUCUUCUCAGGAAUCUUCGCCACAGCUCCUUUACAUUCAAAUGGAGUUAUGUGGCUCAAAAACACUUGGACACUGGAUAAAAGAGAGGAAUACGAGAACUCUGCCAGACUCCAGCAGACGACAGGAGAGUCUAACCAUCGCUAAACAAAUAGUCAGUGGAGUCGAGUACAUUCACUUCAAAAAACUCAUCCACAGGGAUCUGAAGCCUGCCAACAUCCUGUUUGGACAGGAUGGAGCAGUGAAGAUUGGAGACUUUGGUCUGGUCACUGCUGAUGAUGAAGACGAUGAAAACCCAAGGGAGAGAACUAACGAAACAGGAACCAUGUUGUACAUGGCUCCCGAACAAUUUGAGAACAUCUAUGACCGGAAGGUGGACAUAUUCGCCUUCGGGCUGAUAUACUUUGAACUCCUCUGGAAAAUCUCUACUGGCCAUGAAAGAGCGGAGGUUUUAAGAGAUGCCAGAAAUCAGAAGUUCCCCAGAGAGUUUCCACUUACUCUUCCUCAAGAGGAACAAAUAAUGAGGUCAAUGCUGUGUAAGGAGCCAAAACAACGACCUGAAGCAAGUGCUCUGAACGCAGAGCUGGAAAAGUUGGCCCACACUCUCAACCCUGAAAAAACUGAAAAUUAGCAAAAUGUAACAGUCUGACAGUCACACUAGGUUAUAAACAUCUGUCUCCUCUCAAUAUACAUUUUUUAUGUUUUAUGAUUUUGUUGGCAAACGGUUGAUGGCUUUUAUUGUGCUUUAACCUGAGGAGCCAGGACUGUUUGCUGUCCUGGCUCCUGAAUGGUGGAAUGAGCUCCCCAGUUACAUCAGGACAGCAGAAAGUCUAUACAUCUUCCGCUGAAAACUAAAAACACACCUCUUCCGACUAUACCUUCAAUAAAAGUUUAAACUAACAAUUUAGUAGCACUUAAAUGGUACUUACUUAUAGCACAUUGUAGUUUGGCUUUCUUGAAGAAAAAGUACUUUUUGAUUCUUGUUGUUAUGGGUUUGUAUCCUCAUGGUUAAAUGCACUUAUUGUAACCAGCUUUGGUGGAAGCGUCAGCUAAAUGAAAUGUAAUGUAAUGUAAUCAAGAGAUAUUUUAUGAUGACAUAUAUUAAUGCUAGAAAUGUAUGUUAUGUAAAAGUGUUUUAAAUCAUUGCUUUGUAUUGAUUAUCAUAUGAUUGUGGUUAAUGUGGUUAUCAAUUUUAAUCUGUCCAUCUGCUAUCAUGAUUGUAGGAGCCAUAAAUAUAUUAAGUUAAAGAAGAAUCUUAUUAUUACUGUUAUUAUUAUGGUUAUGAUACAAUGUGUGAUGUAAUACAUUUUUACAGAUUUCAGUGAUUUUUUGAUUAUCUCAGCGACACAUUUGUUUUCUUGAAGUCGCUUAAAUGGUUAUAUAAACUUUUUACUUUGUAUGUAGACAACUCGACAGCCUUCUCCCCAGGCGGCAUAUGGCUGCACUAAUUGAAAACAUCAGUUUUAUUUGAAACAAACAAGGCCAACGAAAACAAGUGAUUAGGAAGGAUAUAAAUGUGGGACAAUACCAGAAACCAGAAAUUUACCCUCAUGAGGUUUUUUUUCAUUUUACCUUACAUUAGGACUUGUUUUCCUAAUUUAUUUUGAACUUCUUUGGAACCUGUCAGGAGAGAGGAAAACUGGUGAGUUUGUCUCAGACACAUUAUGCAAUACACUGUACAGUAUGUCAGUUUCACACUUUAAAAGUUCUCACUACACUGUAAAAAUAAUAAUAAUUUUAAACUACAAUUCUAAGACAAAAUAAAUUGACAAAACUGUAAAUGAUUUUGAUAAAUGUUUGGAAGUUUUACAAGGAGUAAUGUUUCUCACCCUGUAAAAUUUAAAAUAAAGUUGGUUUACAAAAAAAGAAAAGAACAGCAUUUCAUGCAAGUAUAUUAUUGACAGAAGGACUUUUUUUAAAUGGAACAAUAUAAUGCAAGAUUGAGAUAGUUAUCAUCAGCUCUGCAGCGAAGUUCACCAAUGACCAAUGUAGCAGAACACUAAACACUUAAAAUCAAAUAGGAACAACCCAUUUGAGGGUUAAAAUGUGUCUUCAUGUCUUCAGCU
Pleuronectes platessa (European plaice) is the source of this 3244-nucleotide messenger RNA. Its product is annotated as interferon-induced, double-stranded RNA-activated protein kinase-like. Gene Ontology annotation, molecular function: protein kinase activity; ATP binding. Lineage: Eukaryota; Metazoa; Chordata; Actinopteri; Pleuronectiformes; Pleuronectidae. The transcript is spliced from 14 exons. Gene Ontology annotation, biological process: protein phosphorylation. The record is from RefSeq and is a predicted model, not a curated record.